AAUGGCAGCACUGGCAGUGUAGCUGUAUAACGGGAGUGAAAAUAAAGUUUUGAUAUCGAUCGUUGAGUGUCUGAAAAACUAGGAAUAUUUGUGUAAUACGGGCUCGGUCAGCGUAGAUUCGAUACGGAACGGUACCAUAAGGAGCGACGAUGCAGCGUUCCGCUGGAGAAGAAUCUGAAAAUGGAGACAAUUUAGAGGAAAUUCCGUCGGAUACAAACCCCACAGUUGCGAGUGCUCUCACCAGUAGCAGUGAAUCGCAGUCCGGAAUCAGCGGGGAUUUCAAUGCCAAUGUAACCCAUCAACAGAAUCUAUCACUAUCGGAACCUCCCUCUCUGUCCGAUGGACUUUCCUCGGUGGGCGGUUCCAGUGAUUCGAUGAGCAUUACCACCAAUGCAACGCGUAACUCGAUUAAUCUUACCAGCACACCGAAGCUGAACUCGGAUCGAAACUCGAAGAACGGUUCACAGUUGCAGUUGGCCACCCUAAGCGGAAACGGAUCUGGCCCAGGUCCUGGGGGUGGUAACGGCGACGGUGGAAACGUCAUAGAUGAAGGUGAUACUGUGACAGUUAUCGAAAACCUAUCGAGUACCGAAGUGGAGUCUGUUAAAUCGCCCGUGAUCACCACGAACACGUCAGUGCGGUUAAGUUUGUUACCUUGGAAUACCCAUAACCGUUCGUCGAUUAUUUCGGCGAGCGUUUCGGCCACAAUCGACAUGAUGGCCGCCAACGAUGGGACGUUGCGUCCCGGAGAGAUAGUGAUGCGAACGUUGUUUGCUGAUUUUACCGUACAAGCAGAGAAAAAAAUAGAAAUCGUCAUGCUGGAAAGUUCUGACAAAAAUUUGGCCAAGCUGUUGCAACGUGGAGAAGAUAAUCAGUUCGAUCAGUUGCUGCAAGCACUCGGCUCGGUAGCCGAGCAUUGUUUGCCCUCGCUGUUGAAGGCAUUACUUGCGUGGCAUCGACAUCAGAUAUGCGAUGGUGAUAUCAAACGUGACUACAAGCGAUUCGAAACUGAACGUCAGGCGGCAGCAACGGCCAAAUCUAGUAACGAUUUGGAGUUUCAACUCCAGCGACGAGAAGCCGCGGUAGAAUUCAUAUUCUGUUUGGCUUUGAUCGAAAUCCUCCGACAAUUUUCAUUCCAUCCCGGCCAUGACGAUAUGGUUAAGAAUAUCGAAAAUCUUGCCUUCCGCCAGUUUAAGUACAAAGAGGGCGUUCAGUCGUCACCGAACGCACAGUAUAACCAUAUGAUUGCGGAUUUAUACGCCGAAGUGAUCGGAGUGCUAGCGCAAAGCCGUUUUGCCUCCGUGAAGAAACGAUUUAUGACUGAGCUGAAGGAGCUUCGAAGCAAAGAACCGAGUCCGCAUACCACCCACAGUAUCAUCAGUUUGUUGAUGGGAAUGAAAUUUUUCCGCGUGAAAAUGGCCCCGAUUGAGGAGUUCGAGGCAUCCUUCCAGUUUAUGCACGAGUGCGCACAGUAUUUUUUGGAGGUUAAAGAUAAGGAUAUCAAGCACGCGAUGGCUGGUUUGUUUGUGGAAAUUCUGGUUCCAGUGGCAGCAGCUGUCAAAAACGAGGUCAACGUUCCCUGUGUGAAGAAUUUCGUGGAUUUGUUAUACUCGCAAACGUUGGACGCGUGCACUAAAUCCAAACACAAGCUAGCGCUCUUUCCCCUUGUCACAUGUUUACUGUGUGUAUCGCAGAAGUCAUUCUUUCUCAGUAAUUGGCAUUGCUUUCUUGCAAUGUGUCUCAGUAAUCUGAAGAAUAAAGACCCUAAAAUGAGUCGCGUCGCUCUGGAGUCGCUGUAUCGACUGCUGUGGGUGUAUAUGAUAAGGAUAAAGUGCGAAUCUAACUCGGCAACCCAUUCCCGUUUGCAGAGCAUAGUAAACUCGUUGUUUCCCCGGGGAUCUAAAGCGGUUGUUCCGAGAGAUACCCCGCUGAAUAUAUUCGUGAAGAUUAUUCAAUUUAUAGCACAGGAGCGACUGGACUUCGCGAUGAGAGAUAUUGUAUUUGAACUGCUGUGUGUUGGGCGGCCGAUCAAGAUAAUUAUGACACCCGAGCGGAUGAGUAUAGGUUUGAGAGCAUUUUUGGUUGUGGCGGAUUCUCUGCAGCAGAAGGAUGGAGAACCACCCAUGCCAAGGACAGUUGGUGUUUUGCCCUCUGGAAACACGUUGAGAGUGAAGAAGACUUAUCUAAAUAAAAUGCUAACGGAAGACACCGCGAGAAGUAUUGGAAUGUCGAAUUAUUUUCCUCACGUACGAAGAGUAUUCGUGGAUAUUUUGAGAGCUCUUGACAUCCACUGUGGACGGCCACUCAUGAUGACCAUUAACCAGAACUUGAAUAAAGAACCCGACGAAAUGCUGACGGGCGAAAGGAAACCUCGAAUCGACUUGUUCAGAACCUGUGUGGCCGCAGUCCCAAGGAUUAUUCCUGACAAUAUGACUGGUCAUGAGUUGGUUGAUAUGCUUUCAAGAUUGACCAUCCACAUGGACGAAGAACUUCGAGCGUUGGCUCACCAGUCCUUGCAAACAUUAGUGGUUGAUUUUCCCGACUGGCGCCAGGAUGUGAUCCAGGGAUUCACCCAGUUUCUUGCCAGAGACGUUGUCGAUACAUUCCCCCACCUGUUGGAUAACGGUCUGCGAAUGCUUUUCGCGUUCCUCACGGUCUGGAAAAAUGCGCUCAGCAACAGUAGCACAAACAACAGCAAUAACAACACUUUGAAUACGAAGGGCGCCACGAAUACUGCGGCAGCACAACGUGUCGCUUUCCAGCAGCAGGACUCGGGCUUUUCCAAAACACAACCUCAACAGAGUGCUUCCUCGAUGAAUGCAGUUACCAUCAACUCAAACUCCAGCGCCAGCUCUGGAAUAUCGUCGAUUACGCAGACCACUACCAUCCAUGCGGUGGGAGGAGGAGGAAUCGAUUCAAGCGGGCACGGUUCCUCUGGAGGGAAGAAAAACCACGAACAGCCGCUGGCUACCACGAUGCAUAUGGUCGAAGGUUUCGCGCUGGUUAUGCUGUGUAAUUGCCGAUCUGCGCCUCGAAAAUUUGCCGUGAACAUUUUGAAGGAGGUAAAAGUAUUGAUGAAAGCCCUUGGUAUUGUGGAGACGGAGCCACCGCUGAUUGAUGUAAUUGAUCGAUGCUGCCCACAGGUGCUGGAAAAAUGUCUCCACAUGCUGCCCCAGGCCGAUCGCUCGGCCAUGCUAAACGCAAACGUAAUUGAUUUGCAGUGGAUAGUGGAGCGAAACAGUGGUGUUUGGACAGUGGGCCACAUAGAGGACUCGACCAAAGCGUCAACCCUUACCCUGUGCCACUCGCAGUCCAGCGGGCAGGUGUACGAUCCGUGGAGUGUUUGCUUGUUUGGAUUCAUGGAGCGCCAACACGUCCUGCAGCAUUGUCCCUCGGCGACGGCCCAGGCGUGGCCUAUUUGCUAUCAGCGUGUGACCAGUUUAUUUAACGUGAUUGAUCCAACACCGGUGAGUGAUAACCGCGCUUCGCUGCUGCGUAGUUCGGCCCCACCCAAAAAACCACCAUCGGAGGCCCAGCGUGACUCUCUGGCACACUUGUGGAAAAAUCAGGUGGCUUUAGCGAUGCGCUUGGUUCCGCAAAUGCCGAGUGUGGCCGUUCGCUGUGCUUCGCCUGAUCUCAGUCUUAGUCUGCAUGACCAGUCAGAUUCCCGUUCGCUGUCCGAUUCGUUGGAUAACAUUCCGUCAUCCGUGUUUGGACCAGAAGGGAUUGUAACACGUUUCACCUUACCUCUAUCCUAUGGCCGCAAAGAUGCCAGACAUAAGAGACAAGGUUCCUCGCCGGAUUCUCUAUCGGCCGACCGGAGCGACAAGUCCAGUGGUAACACAGCUUCCCCGGUGGCACUGUACAAACUGGUAAUACCAUUGUUACGGUGCGAAGUAGCUGAUAUACGUGAUGCCGCUGUGAACGCGCUUGGAAUGAUCAACCAUGAUGCCCUCAAAGAUUUAAUGGAGGAACUCGUAGUAUACAUCCGGGAGGCGAUAGAUCGUAAACAGGAAAAUAUGCGUAGGAGGAGACGACGGGACGCACUGCGGCUCCAGCUGGUUCGGGUGUUAGAAAAAAUAGUCGAAAACGGAACGUUUGGCAUCAGUCCGUUCGUGCUGGAACGUGAGACCAUGUCCCUCCAUCCGACUUUUGUUGAGUAUAUUGACGGGGCUCGAUUGUAUCUGGAGGCGGAAACGGACAAAGAUAACAGCAGCAUGCGUGAGGUGAAAACUCAUUUCUGUGAUUUCAUUCGCAAAAUGAUUAAAAACUUUUCGCUGGAAUCCUGUGUCACGUUGCUAUCGCGUGAGUUGAAGCGAAAUCUGGUGAAUUUAUUUGCCUGCUGGAGUGGAUCUUAUGCAGCGUCAUUCGGUGCCACUAGUGGGAUAAAUAGCAGUGCAAGUCAUCAUGCAGUCAACAUAAGCACUAGUAGUAGCGUUUCGUCUGACGAGGAAAAGUUGCAGUUUAGUGCGUUACAGGCGACAUCUGCUUUGUUAUGCUGUGGUCCAACAUUCGAUACCAACCUUCUUGCCGAGGACGGCGCUAUCUACAACUGGCUCGACAUGCUGAUGGCAUCAAAAGAUGAAAAGAUAUACGACCUUGCGAAGGAAACGGUGGUUCUGCUGCUCGAAUCUAAUCCAGAUAUCGGCCAGCUGUUGGAAUGGGUCAUCGAUAGAUGCUAUACAGCCUUCCCCCAUGAAGCGGACGCGUGCUUUCUUGCUCUGGCUGUCAUAUUCAGCGCACGCGAGUAUCCCUGCGAUCAUUACACGUCUGUUAUCAAUGUGACACUGCUGAUGACCGGAUGUCCACGCGUUGAAGUCCACUCGACCGCUCUGCAAUUAUUGCAGAUAUUGGACAAACGGUUUUUCGGUACCGUUGGUCCGUUGCAGUCCGAAAAUGAUAGAGAAUUAGACAAAGUUGGUACACUCGAUGCCAUUCUUAGUGGGGCUUAUUGCAGGUCCCAGAUGUACUUGUCGAGGCAAAUGGCCAGGCUUCGACCUGAACUAACAAUGUCCAUGUUUUCUGAGAUAACCCACCGUUUCCAGACAGCACGUUCUGAAGUGCGGGCUCUGCUGUUGCAAUGCCUACUCCCGUGGCUUGAAAAUAUGGAACUGGUAGCUUCCAGCGUCCCACCCGCAACACCCUUAUCGUACAUAAUGUACUAUCCGGAUUCGAGCAGCAGAGGCCGGCGAGAGGGUUCCGGGUCAACAGAGGCAACCGAAAUGAUUUUGAACAAUUUGUUCUACAUUACUGCGAAGUUUGCCGAUUCCCAUCCAUACAUCGAGGAAUUGUGGGGAACGCUGUGUCAGUUUUGGCCGAACAACCUGAAGGUAAUUCUUCGCUACUUACUGAUAGUUUCCGGAAUGGCUCCCAACGAACUGCUGGCUUAUGCGAAACGAGUUGCUCUCUACCUGGCCAGAUCCUGCACUAAUCGUUUGUUGGACGAGCUAAUGAGUGAGCUGCAGACUGUGGAAACGCUGAAUUGCUUAAUUGAGCGCACCGAAACUCCACCAUUCUACCGGCUAACAAGUAUGCGCAAAGCGUCCAGCCAUUCUGACGGCCCAGCUUCCGGGAAUAACGACUCCAAGGUGCAUGAAAUUGGUGUCGAGAAGGGAACAAUACACACCAAGCGCCACAGCGGCGAGGAUCCAAUCAAGUCGGGAACAUGUAAAUCCGAUAGUGCAUUGCGAACGUUCGCCAACAGCUACCGACCACCGAGAGGCAGCGAUAAAAUACGUACCGCGUCUGGUCCGUGUGUGCUUCCGCGUCACGAGGAUAUGAUGCUGCUGAACGAGACGGACAUGAAUCAGGAGGAAAGCUUCCCUCAGCUGCGAAAUAACGAGCAACCAACGGCACCGCAUCCGCUCCCAAUGCCCGAGUAUGGUGGUUACUUCGCACCGCUGACAGAGUUUCUGCCGGACGCAACAAGUCCGAUCAGUGGAUUCCAUCGGUGUAAUGUGGCCGUGAUGCUGCUGACCGACAUUGUUGUCGAUGGGAUUCCAGGAUUGGAUUGGACGCUCCAUGUGCCGCUCAUGUUGCACAUUCUGUUUCUUGGACUGGACCACACCAGACCGAUAGUGCGAGACCAUUGUAAAAAGCUACUGCUCAAUUUGUUGAUCGUCCUAGCGGAGCACAACGAUCAUCUGAACGUGGCGAAAAUCUUGCUGAACAGUGACACUUCCAAGCUUCGGCUUGGAUUGAGUGUACCCUCACUGCCGGUUAUCGAUCAUAACUUCACCGAACCCGAUCAGGAGUUCGAUAGUUACCUCUUCGGGUUGAACAGCAACUUUCUCCAGUCCAACCUGUCACCCGCAUCCAACCAACCGAACGAGGAAACUCCCGUACCGACGAUUAUUGCUGAGGAGAAUGCACCCCCUCAACCGGGACCUACGAUGCCCACAGCGCACGUAAUCAAGAGUCUCGUCAAGUUCCUCUCGCAAGAUAGCGCUCAGCCUCUAUGGAAUUACGAGGACAUCACGGCGAAGGUGUGGGUCAUCAAGUCGGCGGAGCAGUUGCACUGUUUCCUUCGGCAUAUCGUGAAGGUGUUCUCCGACAGCUAUUCUCAUGCGAGAAUCGCCGAACGGUGGGCACAGACGGCCUUACAGCUGGGUCUGAGUUGCUCCUCACGUCACUAUGCCGGACGUAGUUUGCAGGUGUUCCGUUCACUUAAUGUGCCGAUCAAUUCACGUAUGCUGAGUGAUAUUCUGUCGCGGCUGAUCGAAACUGUGGCAGAGCAGGGUGAAGAUAUGCAGGGCUAUGUGACAGAGCUGUUGCUCACGCUAGAGGCGGCGGUUGAUAGCCUUGAUUCGGACUUCAGGCCGUUGGAUGUUAUGAAGGAUAUCUUUAAGAGUACACCUAAUUUGAACAAUAAGGAUGGUAACAUAUCGAAUGUCUACGGCAAUAAACGAUCGAGUGAUGGGAUGCCAGGUUCACCCCAGACUAUGAACCACAUGCUGAGCGGAGGACACACCAGAAGCACAAGCUAUUCUAUUUCGUACUGUUCGCGGAAAACGACAAAUUCACCGAUUGAUAAGCAGGUCGAACUUCGUAAUCGUUCCAAUGCGCUGGAGAGCGAUAGAAAUGCCGCUAAAUUCGGGUCGUCAUUAUCAAGGUCGCGAAGCGCCCAAAGUUUGAAACUUCUUGGUGAUACAGCAACCCAAGAUGAUAAAAUGACUAUUCUGGCGCAGCUGUUUUGGCUGGCAGUAUCAUUGUUGGAGAGUGAUUAUGAACAUGAGUUCCUGUUGGCCCUUCGGUUGUUGACUCGGGUGCUCCAUCGACUUCCUCUCGAUCGGCCCGAUGCACGCGAUAAGGUAGAAAAGUUACAACAGCAGUUAAAGUGGUCCACGUAUCCUGGAAUGCAUGCUCUACUGCUGAAAGGUUGUACACACUCCUCAACCUACGAACCUUCGAUUAUGGUACUUUCACAACUAUCUCCGCUGUUGAGUCUUCCGGUUUGUGAUCCCACCCAGAGUUGCGCCUUCCCAAUGAAUGUUAUUGCUCUGCUACCAUACAUGUUGCUGCACUACGAAGAUGCCAACGAGAUUUGUAUACGAAGCGCGGAGAACAUAGCACAAGUUUCCUCUGAAAUGGGGCUAAAGUUGGAAAACCUCGGGACUGUGAUGACACUUUACAGUCGGAAAACAUUCAGUAAGGAAUCUUUCCAAUGGACAAAAUGUGUCGUCAAAUACUUGUACGAUACGUACGCCCACAUGGGACUGCACAUGUUGGCGUUCUUGACCGAGGUUAUGGAGAAGGGACCCAGUCAAAUACAGCUGCAAGUACUGAGCGUGAUUCAUUGUAUGUUGCAUUACAUCGAUCUGUCAUCGGUGCAAGCGCAGCCAAUUGCUGGAGAUCUACUCAGAGUGAUUUCCAAGCAUCUCGACAGCCCCAACUGGAAGGAAGCGCUGAAGAUCCUCAAGCUGGUUGUCACCCGCAGUUCGAGUUUGCAAGUGGUCCCGCAGACAACAGAAAGCAGUUCCUCAUACGCAAACAUCCACGGCAGUUUCAGCGAUUCGGAAGUGUUCUGCAAGAAAGAGCUCGCCGGUCGCACAAUGGAAUUUUCCUUCGAUGUUUCCCAAACACCGCUGAUCGGGCGAAAAAUACUGCUGAAAUCGGACGGUGAGAACACCGUUGUUUCAGCUCAAAAUCCGAAAAAUGGACUGCCCGGUGCCAGCAGUAGCGCACACUACGGACACGUUGGAACUCCGAAUUCCCCUCGGCGGAGUGCGAGUCUCUCGCCGGCGGACACCGCGCCGCUCAGUGGCUGGAAGCGACCCUGGAUGUCACAGGGUCGCGUACGUGAGUGUUUGGUAAAUCUGCUCACCACCUGCGGUCAGCGCGUUGGACUACCGAAGAGUCCAUCGGAUGAAAUCUUAAGCUCGCUUUACUCCAAGGUCAUCUUCAGUCAAUCGUCGGAUCUUCUUGAGCGGCAAUCGUCCGCUGCGUCCAGUACCGACGAGACAUCCGGCGCACAGCAGGAUCUCAGCGGUGGUUCUAAGCGAGAUGAUGGGCCGCCUGAUUUUGGUGUGUUCAAAGAUUUCGAUUUUCUGGAGUACGAGAGCGAAAGCAUUGAGGGUGAAUCGACGGACAACUUCAAUUGGGGCGUCAGGAGGAGACCACUGUCUGAGGGUGACAGUGAGCCGCUCUCCGCCACCAAAGCCCAUUCGAACCUGGACGAGAGCUUGAGUGAAAAAACACCGGUGCUGAAUCGUCGCAAGAGACCAAACGCGGAUGAUUCGAGUGAUGAGGAAGUUGAAUCUGAGUCACCACUGGAUGAAGAACAGCGGCCGAUAUUCUCCAAGACGUCAUAUCUAAGCGGACCUCCGACAAGUUUGAGUUUGAGAGAGCGUAGGCACCGAAGAGAUUCGGUGUCCAGAAGCGAUACCAGUGGCUCCAGCGCUGGGGAUCUGGGAGAUAUAACACCUUGUAAUGCUUCGCCACAUUUGCCGGGAUUGCUCUCUUUCCGGGCUCCCAUCCGCGAUGAGAGUGAGUCGGUUUGGAGAAGGAAUCUUGUCGGUUUGCUGAUGAAUCAGCCCUCGGGUCAUGCACCCGACUUGCUGAACCAGCUAUUCAAACUGAUCAAGGAACUAUCACAUCGAUCGAUAACGAUUUCGAAGGAGUGCAUGAGAUAUUUUACUGGAACGGGAGUACAACUGGGUCAUCGUAUAUCAGUUUUAUCAGAUCUGCUUUCAUCUCGUGGCGAGCCCCCCAAAAUAUGGUACAGUCCGAGGCUGGUGGCUACACCUAGACUUUUCGAGAAUCUGCGCUACGGGGUUCUCGAAGUCCAGGAACAUCUCGAAACAUUCUUCGAUCGGAAAGAUACGGUCCUGGACAGUUUGGAUGCCGUGAAAACAUCCUGCAAGUUGGCUCUGUUCACAUCCGAUAUCGAUUCCGCAAACGAAGGAACCGGUUCGAAUCUGAUGUCUUCGAUGUCCGUCGAUCCUGCUACUACCGAACUGCUGCUGGAUCUCGGUCGGGGUUUGUACAAACUCAUGUUCCAGCUGUUGCUGCUGAUAGAAUCCGAUCAUAAAAUUGCGAUUGGUGUGGUGCAGAAUUUGAGACAGAAUGAAAAAAUGCAGGAUCUCUCCAACCUGUACGUGUCGGUUCGUGGUGCUCUUUUGCGCUGUAUCGAUGAUGCUGAAAUUGAGUCGCUGGAUACGUCCACUUCGACGGAGGGUGAGAAUACACCCACGCCAUCGCCCGGGCUACCGAUGAAUAACUGUGAAUUUGAGAACAGUCUCAUCGAGUUGAUUGACAAUCAAAGAUGGUCGGCGGCAAUAAAUCACGUCAAGCAGCACAAACAAAUGUCGAAUUUAUCCUCCUCGAAUUACAACCUUUCGGGAGCGAGCGGUGGAAGCGGCGGAGGCGGCGCAAAUGGCGGUUGUGGUGGUGGUGGCGGCCUGCAGCUAGACACAAGCGGUAACUCGAGCCUGGAACUCAAAUGCACCGAUGAUUUAUCAAUCAUUUUGAAUAUCUACUCGCAACGGCUGACGAUGGAACGCAACGAUGUAUUCAUCGCAUCCCGGUCGGAAAUUGAGCUGAGCGAAAUCUACCAAAUUCUAAUGGAAAAUCUAUUGCACGUGUCCUCGGCUUUGUCCAGCAUGGAAAUCACUAUGAAAACAACAAACAACACCAGCUCUUCGUCGUCAACAGUAACCACAAUGACGACAAUUCCUGCUGCCAGUGCUGGCGCCUCUCCAGCACCCGCUGGAUCAGUAAUGGGUGGCAACUCGUCGACUUUUGGCGGCGGCGUGGUUUCCCAAAUGGGUCCGAUCAUUGCACCAACCAAUCCGUUCAAAGAUACGGUUGACAUUAUCACCACAUUGUAGGACGGAGGACUCCAGGAUGGAUAGUGUGAGGAGCGCGCGUGGGAGCCAUUGGGAAAGGAUUUCAUUAAUUACUAUCAAUUUGAAUCAAUUUGUUACAUUUCAUUGAAUUCAUUGUGUUUCUACAUCAAAGUCGCACUAUAGCUACGGGGCUGCGAGCUAGGAACUUUGAUACGGCAGGAAGUUUAACGUUUUGCGACGCCGACUGGCAAAGGAUGAAUGUUUCUCCCGUUCGAAACACGAUAUGUUGAGUUAUAGUUUUGAUUAUAGUUGUUAAUUAGAUUUGACGCGAUUAUUUCAACUUCACGAAUUGGUAAUUGCAUUUUGUGCCGAUUGCGAAGAGCUGUUAGAGCUGCAGGAAAACGAUUGUGUUUGAUGAUAUAAUAUGUUUUACUACUGGCACACUUAAUGUGGUAACCUUAGGCACCAUAAACUUUUACUAAUACAGGAAAUGUCGAGUAUA
Messenger RNA from Toxorhynchites rutilus septentrionalis, 10788 nucleotides. RefSeq names its product protein furry (gene fry). The coding region runs from base 150 to 10328 and encodes 3392 amino acids. The transcript is spliced from 26 exons. Gene Ontology annotation, cellular component: cell cortex; site of polarized growth. Gene Ontology annotation, biological process: cell morphogenesis; neuron projection development. Lineage: Eukaryota; Metazoa; Arthropoda; Insecta; Diptera; Culicidae. The record is from RefSeq and is a predicted model, not a curated record.